AAUGGUCAGGUGCCCUGUGAAAAAGAAAGCCAAACAAGGAAACAAGGAAAAGAAGGAGGAGGAGGAGGAGGAGGAGGAGGAGGAGGAGGAGGAGAAGAAGAAGAAGAAGAAGAAGAAGAAGAAGAAGAAGAAGAAGAACAACAACAACAACAACAACAACAACAACAAACAACAACAGUGCUGA
Molecule: messenger RNA, 184 nt
Organism: Podarcis lilfordi (Lilford's wall lizard)
Lineage: Eukaryota; Metazoa; Chordata; Lepidosauria; Squamata; Lacertidae
Source: the annotation of a GenBank genome assembly